This is a messenger RNA of Saccoglossus kowalevskii, 2730 nucleotides long. Its product is annotated as syndetin-like. The record is from RefSeq and is a predicted model, not a curated record. Gene Ontology annotation, cellular component: EARP complex. Gene Ontology annotation, biological process: retrograde transport, endosome to Golgi; endocytic recycling. Gene Ontology annotation, molecular function: SNARE binding. Lineage: Eukaryota; Metazoa; Hemichordata; Enteropneusta; Harrimaniidae.
AUGCAAGCACUUUGCUUUUCUGCAGAGUUGUCCAAGUUCCUCGCUUUGGCACAGCUGGACGGCACCAGACGUUUGUACGAAUCCAGAUGGAGACUGUACAUUGAUUGGUGUGACGGAAGGGAGAUUGAUCAUCUCAGUCCCUCUAUUAGCAAGGUUGUGUUGUUGGACGAGUGCAGUCAGAUGACAGAACCCACAUCUUUGCUACCCAUUGCCAGAUUUGAAUGUGAGAAAUUGAUACUUGUGGGAGAUCCCAAGCAGUUGAAUCCAACCAUACAGGGAUCAGAACCAUUGCACAAAUCAGGUCUACAACAAACAUUAUUUGACAGGUUCAUUCAAAUGGGUCAUGAACCAACAUUGCUGCGAACUCAAUACAGAUGUCAUCCAAAUAUCAGUGCUAUUGCAAAUGAUUUAUUUUAUGAUAAUCAAUUGAUAAAUGGAGUGUCAGAGAAAGACAGACAGCCAUUGGCGGAUAUUUUCCCCACUCUGUGUUUUUAUAAUGUAGCUGAUGGUAAGGAACUAUGUGGAAAUGUUGGUAGUUAUUAUAAUGAUCAAGAAGCUGAGUUUGUAGUGUUAUUAAUAGAAGCGUUGGUGUAUCAUGGGGUAGAUCCUAAAUAUAUUGGUGUCAUUACACUGUAUAAAGCACAGUUAUCAAGAAUAAGUCUUCAUUUACAAGCCAGCAAGGUGAAAGUAGCUCGUACCCGAGCUCCUCGAACAGUUACUACAAAAGACGUUGUCGAUGUAUUGAGUGAGGUGUCCUGCGUUAGCCACACGGGUUCAAAGCAGAGGAGUUCAUCUUUAGACGAUGAUCAGUCAAGUCCAGGCUACGAGCCGAUUUACAAGUACAAGGAAGAAGAUCGCGAGUUUGCCAGAGAUCCCUUGGAGCAGGCUGAGUUAAUUUCCAGUAUAGAGGAUGUUUAUUUCAGUGAUGACAGUUUUGACUCUUCUCGAUACGAGCUUAAGAAACUGGACAGUACACAACCUAUUGAUUUAGAUAAGAUGGAUGAAGACAGAGAUGUGCUAAGAAAACAGUUACAGGCAGUAUCUAAAAAAGUAUCGGAUCUUGUAUUGGAAAACCAAUCUGCAUAUGUCAAGGAGCUGCAAAGAGUGAUGGAGUUGCAGACAAAUUUACAGACAGCAAAUGUGAUAUGUGCAAAUGGUAGAAGACAACUGUCACUGGCUAAGAAAGACUUUACCGUAGCAUCUUUAAGUAUUUUAUCUAAUCACAGAAAACGAUUACAGCUAGUCAGCUUGAUGAGAUCGCUUCAUACAAUUAAAACAUUGCAAAGGACAGAUAUCAGGUUACGUGAAAUGAUGGAGGAGGAAGACUACCCUGGAGCGAUCCAGUUAUGUUUAGAAUGUCAAAAAGCUGCCAGUACGUUUAAACAUUUCACAUGCAUAAGUGAAUUGAAUUCCAAACUUCAAGAUACAUUAGAAAUGAUAGAGGAGCAACUUGAUCAAGCUCUUGCUAAGACAUGUUUAAACUUUGAUACACAUCAUUAUAACAAAGUCCAGACAGCUUACAGACUGCUGGGAAAAACACAGACAGCAAUGGAUCAACUCCAUAUGCAUUUUACUAGUGCAAUACACAAUACAGCAUUUACUAUCGUGUUAGGAUAUGUAGAGCUAUGUGCAGGAAGUGACAAUACUAAUUUUCAGAAGAUGCCGUACAGGGAUCUUUGUGGGCAUAUCACUGUGGAUACGUACAUCCCGUGCCUCGUGAAUUUGUGCAAAGCAUUGUGGGAAGUCAUGAUGAGUUACCAUAAGACCAUAGAUUGGCACGAGAGGUUUGACCCUGCCGCACAGCAAAAAGAAAGUUCUGGGCGUGUUCUGGGGAGUAAGUUAACAACAACACUGAAAAGAAUAGAAGACAAUUUAAUACAACAAUCAGUUGUACCUGGCCCAUCACAGCUUGGUGCCCCCAAUACAGAUGAAAAGAAUACAAAGGUCAAGUUUCCAUAUCCUCAUUUGUCUCCUGUUGUUGAGAUGACUGAUCUGAAUAAAUUGUUUGGCUUGUCGGAAAGAAUGGUAGCGACAGAGUCUUUAUUAUUUUUAUCUGAGCAGUUUCAGUUUUUACAGUCACAUUUAGAAUCAAUGAUACCACCAUCAAAGAAACCAUUUUUACAGCAAUUUUAUUCACAGACUGUCAUCGUAGCACACGAGUUACGAAUUCCUGUGUAUAGAAGCGUGGCCACCAAAGCGAUUGACUUUGAACAGAUGAUUCAGAUGAUGACUAAUGUGAGAUGGGAUAUCAAAGAAAUCAUGUCACAACACAAUCCAUAUGUGGAUUGGUUACUGCAGGAACUUCAGUUAUUUGAUUUAAGGAUCCAGGAAGUAGCUAGGAAAGUUCCUCUGCCUCAGCCUGUCUAUUAUAUUCUAUGGGAACAUGUGAUAAGACUGUCAAACUGGACGUUUGUAGAGGGAUUUGCUUGUGCUAAGAAAUGCAGCAAUGAAGGCAGGGCACUGAUGCAGUUGGAUUUCCAACAGUUUUUAAUGAAAUUAGAAAAACUCACAGACAUUAGACCCAUACCUGACAGGGAAUAUGUAGAAACAUACAUAAAAGCAUUUUAUUUGACAGAAAAUGAUAUGGAACAAUGGAUCAGAGACCAUAGGGAAUACUCCACUAAACAACUGACUAGUCUGGUUACCAGUGGAGUGACAUCACUCUUCCAGAAGAAGUCAAGACAGAAGUUAGUACAAGUUAUUGAAGAAAUCGAUCGACUAAGGAGGUGA